Bradysia coprophila is the source of this 4780-nucleotide messenger RNA. RefSeq names its product chitin-binding domain protein thawb (gene thw). Gene Ontology annotation, molecular function: chitin binding. The record is from RefSeq and is a predicted model, not a curated record. NCBI's taxonomy places the organism in Eukaryota, Metazoa, Arthropoda, Insecta, Diptera, Sciaridae. Gene Ontology annotation, cellular component: extracellular region.
UUCAGACGUGCGAUAUUUUUACUCGUUCUCGAAACUAAUUUCGUUUUGUCUUUUCGUUUCGAAUGAAAAUAAAAGUGUUGCUUGGCGCAGAGUGAAUUUUUUUUCUUCUCGUAUUUUUGCGAAACAUUCUUAGCGUUUGAUUUUGAUUGAUGACAAUUAAAUUGUGAAUUUAUUCCAUCAAUUAUAUACAUCGCAUACAUCGCAUACAUACGGAUGAUACAGGCGGCUCUUUAAUCGGGCGCACAUCUUGACUCUUUUGUUGCCUUUUUUUUUCGAUAAUAACUGAAUUAACUAAUUUACGGUACUAAAUUUUGUGGUGUAAAAGAAAUUGAAAACGAAAGUGAAAAUAUUUGUUUUAUCGAUAAAAUUUUGAGGAGAAAGAAUAUUUGUUCGUUUGAUUGAUUGAUUGAUUUUUGGUUUGGUCGGGUAGUGUGCAACGAUAAUAUUGGAUUUUUGCUGCUUAGACAACAGUUUUGGAUAAUUUUCGAUAGAAAUUGUUUUGAUCGACACAACCGCACAAAAAACUAUGGGGCCUUUUAGGCGAAAAAUACUAAUUUAUUUCGGCAUCAUUUUAUGUUUAAACGCUGCCAUUCCAUGUUACGGUUCAAAGAUUAUUCGAACGUCCGCGAAAUCAUUGGCAGAACGAGCAGGUGCUGCACAGUACGCCGUUCACAUCGAAGAAGAGCUGACGUCUGAAGAAAUUGGCAAAAAGCAUAACUUAUCGAAACGCAGAACCAGCGCGUUCGACGACACCGACUACGAAGUGUAUCAGGGCGUUGUUGGUCGGCCGGGAAUCGAUUUUCCCAUUCUAUCGGGAAUACCACAAACCACUUUCAAUUGUCGAAAAUUCGGAAACGGAUACUUUGCUGACCUGGAAACUGACUGUCAGGUCUUUCACAUCUGUGAAGCUGGUAAAAAGAUCUCAUUUCUUUGUCCAAAUGGAACGAUUUUCCAACAAACUGACCUGAUAUGCGAUUGGUGGUUCAAAGUCAAUUGUGCUGCUUCACCGGGCCAUUAUGCUGAAAGCUCGGAAGUGCUAUCUAGAGCUCAGAAACGGCCCAAUCGCAUUCCGGAUUUGUCCAGCGAAAACUUAUCCGAAUCUCGCGAAAGCAUCGAAGAUAAUGAUCGAUCGGGAAAGGAUGACGCUCGGAGAAAUCAGCAAAAGAAGUUGAAGUCGCGAAACGAGGAGACAUUCGACAAUCUCAACAUAUCCGGUGAGAACUUUGACUUCGAGGACAUAUCCAGUGAUGUGCGUAAAGCGAACAGCAGAUCACGCCCAAGCAGCCGAAAUGUUAACCGAAUCUCUCACCGAAACGCUAAGGAACUGUCCGAAGAUUUCUUAGAGUCACAGGAGGUAGCCGAGUCAGCUUCCUUUGUGGUCGAUCGCCAGAACAAUUUCAAUGGUUACCACUACGAGCCCCCCAAGCAAUCCGUCGACUUGAAAACACAAUCGGCGAACUUAACGAAAACGGAAACUUCACAGAAUCCUUCCAUCGACACCAACACUACAUUCACAGGCUACGUUUACAACCAGCCCGAUCGAAAUUCGCGUCGCUUAGAAACGGCAACCGUUCGGCAAGAAUUGGUGAAUUCAACUUCUAAUACGACGAAGGUAACGAUUUCGUCUGCUACAAGUAGUCGCAGAGGCUCCAUAAGCUAUCAAAAUCAGGGCCCGUCCAGUCGUCAAGAACGAAAACAGAAUAUCCAUUCGUCUCCCACUUCGAACUCUCUGGUGCCAGAUGAUGUCAAACCCACAAUUUCGUCGGUGAUCAGUCGACAUCCAAGUACAUACACAACUGCCAGACGAUUAGAAACAUCUCGUACAACGCCAUUCUAUACACCGACCGUACCGUCAAUACCAUCGUUGAUCUAUCGAGCACCAACUGCCCAAACAAACAUUGAUCCACAGACCACAACAGCGUCAGCGACUACAACCAGCACACCGUCAGUAUCAGAGCAUGCCAUGGAAAUGAUCCGCACAAUACACGAAUUGCAUUUAGAUAAUCCUCGUCCCACUAUCGAAUCAGAGAGGCCAGUCCUAAGCGCACGUCCUGGUUUGAUUAUACCACCCUCUUCCGGGCCAGACACUCUUCACUCUCUGGCUUUGUACUUUGCCACAGCCGUUGACAAUCUCAUGACGAAUCCAGAAAAUCAAACCACAACCUCGGUUCCGCUGAGAGGUGACUUUGACAAUGUCGAUGUUCAAAUCGGAAAUGUCACGAAAAUCAAUUCAGCCCACGUGAGCAACGAGACGAUAGAAAAGUAUGAGAAACUUUUCGGCAUCGAAAACGAAGAGCUUGGUGCCAGCCAUAGUGAAUUAUCCAGUCGAAUGGAUAGCAGUGACGAUACACGAUUCACUUCAUCGGAUAAUGACCUUGAAACGGAAUUUUCUAAUAAUCCUGUGUUGGCAGCGGCCGGUUCUCCUCAAAUCAGAGAAUUGGCGAAAGUCUUCACACAUGCACUAUCCGCUUACUUGCACGAUCCGUCGACAUUCCGCAGAGUUUUAUCGGAGAUUCGACCUACCGAGCCGCCCAUCGCAAGCAACGACAUUUUAUCGAAUAGAAUCGGAAGAACAGAAGAUUUUAACAAAGGUACGGGUCCAACAUAUUUACCAACCGUUGCCACUACAUCUGCGACUGCAACAACUACUUUCACGUCGACAACGGAGGACUUUGAAGUACUAGAUUUCUCCGAUGUGACCCUUUCUACUGCGAAAAAGGAGCUCAAUUAUCCCAGCACUACACCAUCAACCACCAAUCCCACAACGACGGACUUCCCAUCCACAACAACAACAACUGUGACUGAAACUGACGAAUCAUCUACUGUUCUCUCCAAUUUAAUUCAAGAAUCUCUGAACACAGCCGAUCGAGUACCAGCUUCAAGAUUCUUAACCGAACAGUUAGUAAGGUCUCCAGAGUCACGAGAACCGAAGCGAUUAGAAGAAGUGCAAACAACAACAGAUGCAAACAAUCCAUUCGCUUUAGAGAUUAACGGCGGCCUGAUAAUGUCAACUGCCUUCCCAUAUUUCCAGGACGACAGUAGAGAAUCGUCAAAACAGUCCGUAGAGGAGUCCAGCUACUUCCCUGCAAAGGAACCUCUUGAGAGUCGUUCGCUACUGAAACCGUACGGUCAUGACGUUAGCCAUAACAGUUCACUUAUCAACGAUACGUAUCCAACUGCAUUGUCGGACAUUCAAGCUGUUCCACUGAAAUGGGGCGAAGAAAUAACGGAAGAUUAUUCGACUCAGACCACAACCGACUAUCCCGCAAGUUUGUCGUUCGAGCUACUGCCUCCAAGUGCUGUUAAAAAGGGAUUUUCUCUGCCAGCAAAAGACGCACUUCAUCCGACGAUAGACGAAAAUGAUUUGCAAAGAGCACAGUCUCAGUCGUUAGUGGCCAGCGGUAAUGAACUGUUGAACGAACAGAAAGGAAGAUCAUUUUCAGCAACCGCUUCGCCUCGAUUCGGUGACCGAACAAGAGCGACCACUACGGAAUAUCCUACCACAACUACGACGCUAAGUGGACAUUUCAUCACGCAUGACUACCGCACAUCGACCGAAUCUCCUGCUCUGCAAUCGAAGACUACCAUUCCUGACACGGGAAAAUUCAGUCCCAAUCCAUGGUCAACGUUGGCGUAUACAGUCUUUCUGGACCCGCUGACGAUAAACGACGGCUUGAUGGAUUCGAAAUUGAAAGACAUAACACCCAGUGCGAACACUUAUCUGCCACGCAGCACACAGACAACACCAUACGCGCCCACAACAACAACAUCAUUGCCGCCAGUAACAGCAACUAAUCUACCUGACGCACAAGCACUGUUCAAUCGGAAUAGCGAUGCUCGAGAGGGUAAAUUUCUGUCCUCAUCUCCAUUCCCAACCACUGCUCGCGAUAAGCAGCCUGCCGAAUAUAUGGAAGUAAUGCAAAAGAAAGCCAACGAAAUGUUUGGCAAUUUGAACGACACCUCCGCCACACAUCUGUUGAACGUAAUGAAAAAGGCCAACAAGAACAAGACCGUCCGGAAGUUGAUUUUACUGUUGAUUCAAACGUGUGACGACGAUUACAAUACGACCGUAGAGGAGUCCCGAACAGCACUGCUAAAUGCUCUGAUUGGUAUGGAUGGUAAAAUUGACGAUGACAGCGACAUUCAAGUCAUCAAUGCCAGACCGAACCGUCGCGGAAAGAGCAUAGCCCGUUUUGAAGGUAACUCAGUUACGGAAGCCACAUCAACGGAAACGCCAAUAACGACAUUCCGACGGCCGUUGUUCCAAUCAUUCUCCACAACAACAGCACCUCAAUAUUUGUUCGAAAGUACCACAAACGGUGAGUCAUCACGAACAACGUCCAAUCCAAUCGUCGACGACAUUUCGACAAUAUCAGCCAAUCGAGCGAACGAAGGAUAUGGAAUCUAUUUCCGAACCGACGAUAGCUACACAACAACAACGUCAGAUGGACUCAACAGCCAUGAUCCGACAGAUCAAACCACUUACACAGCAGUCGACGAAACGACUACGUUAACUCCGUCAACUACGACAACUACAACAACAACAAUUCGUCCAAGCACAACCAACAAGCCAACAGUCAACCGAUCCCGUUCAUCGCAAUCCCGACGAAUAGCAAAAGACUUAGACGACUUACUUGGACAAUCAAGUCAAACCAUCGAUCCGAAUGCAAGUCGAACGCAUAAGCAUUCCGAUACAAGAGCGUUGGAUCUGUUACGAUCGUUGUACUCGUUGGCUGGCCGAUUCGGUCGAUAGAUUUUCGGGAGAAACGUUAGAUGGAAA